Messenger RNA from Sorghum bicolor (sorghum), 1832 nucleotides. Its product is annotated as UDP-rhamnose/UDP-galactose transporter 6-like. Gene Ontology annotation, cellular component: Golgi apparatus. Bases 375 to 1439 code for a protein of 354 amino acids. The record is from RefSeq and is a predicted model, not a curated record. The transcript is spliced from 6 exons. NCBI's taxonomy places the organism in Eukaryota, Viridiplantae, Streptophyta, Magnoliopsida, Poales, Poaceae. Gene Ontology annotation, molecular function: antiporter activity; UDP-galactose transmembrane transporter activity.
ACCCGCACAUGUGACGUUGGCCUUAGGAAGCCGAGAGAGAGAGGUAAGCUGGACUAAAUUACCCUUGCCCGCACGCCCCUUGGCCCGCCGCCUGGACUCGUCUCGCCCGCGGCGGAUCUCCUCCAUCCGCUCGCCGCGCCGCAACCCGGAGAAGAGACUGCGCUCGGUCGAGCACCACCUGGGGCACAGCGUCCUCGCGACCAUCUCCGGCACGGCGUCCUCCCUCUGCAGCCCCGGUGUCCCUGCGACCGUCGCUGCUGUCCUACUUCGCCACUGGCCACUUUGCCCGGCGACGAGCACCACCAGGACACUAGGUGUAUAUGCAUGUAUAUGCCUACUAACUUCGAUUGCUUUGCAAAAAUUAUUGGGUGUACAUGUGUACACCCAUGUCCUUUACUGGGCCUGCCCCUGACUCUACAUGUCAAGAGACUAUGGCGCCAGGAAGCAAGGCGGAGAGGAAAGCAGCUUUAGAUGCUGGAGCAUGGAUGUUCAAUGUUGUCACAUCUGUUGGUAUCAUCAUGGUCAACAAAGCCUUAAUGGCCACGCAUGGUUUUAGUUUUGCUACAACAUUGACUGGACUUCAUUUUGCAAUGACGACCUUGAUGACAUUAGUAAUGAAAUGGCUAGGAUAUAUUCAGCCUUCCUAUUUACCAUUACCAGAACUAGUAAAAUUUGCCUUUUUUGCGAACCUGUCGAUUGUUGGGAUGAAUGUAAGUUUGAUGUGGAACUCCGUUGGAUUCUAUCAGAUUGCAAAGUUGUGUAUCAUUCCAGUCUUGUGCAUUCUGGAAAUCAUAUUCGACAAAGUUCGUUACUCAAGAGAUACAAAGCUCAGUAUAGUGCUUGUCCUAGUAGGUGUUGCUGUAUGUACAGUAACUGAUGUUAGUGUGAACUCUCAAGGGUUAUUAGCUGCAGUAAUAGCUGUUUGGAGCACAGCACUACAACAACAUUAUGUUCACCACCUUCAAUGGAAGUACUCGCUUGGUUCAUUCAACCUCUUAGGCCAUACUGCUCCAGCCCAAGCAGCAUCAUUGUUAGUAUUGGGCCCUUUUGUGGACUUCUGGUUGACCAACAAAAGAGUUGAUGCUUUUAACUACACAUCAAUAGUUACGUUCUUUAUUGUGUUGUCAUGCAUAAUUGCGGUUGGGACCAACCUAAGCCAAUUCAUAUGCAUUGGAAGAUUCACGGCCGUCUCAUUCCAAGUUCUAGGCCACAUGAAGACGGUUCUUGUGUUGACAUUGGGGUUCCUUUUCUUUGGGAAAGAGGGACUCAAUUUCCAUGUCGCCCUUGGCAUGCUUCUGGCUGUGAUCGGCAUGAUCUGGUAUGGGAAUGCAUCGUCGAAACCUGGGGGCAAAGAGCGCCAGGUUUACUCCACACCGAGUGAGAAAACUCAGAAGCAUGGGGUACUGUCAUCGCAAUCUGAGCUCGACCAGAAGGUCUGAAAUAAAGAUGGGGACGGUGCUCCAAACGGGUACCCGCGGUUUUUCUCUAGUGUAACUUAAUGAACUAAAUGGGAAAAAAUGAGGGAGAAAAUUGUAUAUUUAGUUCAUUUAGUAGAACCGCGCGGGUAUCCAUUUGGAGGGCCAUCCCCAUUUUAGUCUGAAAUGAGACACGCAAAGGCAUCCAGCGCUUGUUGAGCAUUGAUCAACAUGAUUUUAUUUUUAAUACUUUUUUUGAGGGAGAUGUUUCUAUAGAAUUGUAGGCCAUAGCAGAAAGAGUGUACCUGGGCAAAAAGCCCAUGACUUUACGUUUCCAGCGAGUAUGUCAAUCUAAGCUGGUAGAUACUUGAUAGUUAUUCAGCGCAUUCCGCUUUUGGCACCUGCGCCAGAGCUUAU